AUGGAGACAGGCACGCACUGCGCCGAUACGUCGUGCAACCGCCUCUCGUUCCUGCCCAUCACCUGCGCCUACUGCCGGAGCGAGUACUGCGAGUCCCACUUCCUACCGGAACAGCACAGCUGCGCCGCCCCGGGCGCCCUCGACUCGACCCUCAGCGACACCGAGCUCGUCGAGCGCUUCGCGCGCUCCUCGUCCUCCGCCAACCGCGACGCUUCCACGCCGGACCGACUGCCGUGUCAAAAGAGGGGAUGCAGGAAGUUUAGCCUCGAAUUGGCAGCAUCGCCAUCGUCGUCGUCGUCGUCGUCGUCGCCCCAGACCGGCACCUCUACCGGGGCGGGCGCGGGCGCGGGUAUCAGGCUAGUCGAUGGAGCGGGCGGCAGCAGGACGGUCCAGCCCGCCUCGACCGCGGCGGGUCCGGGCAGGCCGUUUUCGCAUGCUGCGCCGAGGUGUGAGCGGUGCAGGGGCCUGUUUUGCCCCAUGCACCGCUCCGCCAUCGCCCACGGCUGCACCGCCCCGCCACCACAGACCGAGGGGCAGGCGAGGAUCAAGGCGGCAGAGGAGCGCAAGAAGAAGGCGGCAGCGGUCCUCGCCAAGCACUUUCCCAACCGCAAGACCUGA
Messenger RNA from Pseudozyma flocculosa PF-1, 618 nucleotides. RefSeq lists its product as uncharacterized. The transcript has a single exon. Lineage: Eukaryota; Fungi; Basidiomycota; Ustilaginomycetes; Ustilaginales; Ustilaginaceae. Bases 1 to 618 code for a protein of 205 amino acids. Gene Ontology annotation, cellular component: cytoplasm. Gene Ontology annotation, molecular function: zinc ion binding. The record is from RefSeq and is a predicted model, not a curated record.